AUGGCUAUGAUGUCCAUGGUCGAUGACGACGAGCACGCUGCGUCCUGUCCAGAAGACAAGCAAAUCCAAGAGAAGGCGGCGAUGAAGCGGUCACCACGAAGACUCUCUCCUUACGACACGCAGCAGCAGCUCAUGACCAUUAGGAACAUCGUGAAUCCGGGCGAGCCCACGGAGGCUAGUGGCUCCUCGCUCGACAGGCAAACCGGUGCAGUUGGCAAGAAACGGAGCACACGCUCGCUGUUUCCAGAGCUAUCGGAAUCCGACCGUCGUGCCAAGCAGAGACUUAUCGUGAAGCGCUGCUAUUACAAGAAGAUCGUAAGUUCAACUGCAAUUAACACGAUCAAGUCGCUACGAGACGAGGCCAGCACCUUGGAACAUCAGUUCCGCUCGGCUUUGCGAGCAAUGCAGCAGGAGGACGAGGCUGCCAAAGCCGCAGGUCACGGAGAUGACGUCAAGCUGCGUGAGCUGCUCAUCGACACGCUGACAACCAAGGAGACGUUGCGUGAGGAAAAUGUCCGUCUGCGCCGACUUGCUGACGAGUAUUACAUGAAGAACCAGGGGCGCCUUCGUCAGCUGCUGGACCCGGACCACAGAGGCUUGAUCCUUUUCACUGCCGCUGUCAACGACGACUGA
Phytophthora infestans T30-4 is the source of this 633-nucleotide messenger RNA. RefSeq lists its product as uncharacterized. The transcript has 3 exons. Bases 1 to 633 code for a protein of 210 amino acids. NCBI's taxonomy places the organism in Eukaryota, Oomycota, Peronosporomycetes, Peronosporales, Peronosporaceae. The record is from RefSeq and is a predicted model, not a curated record.